UUUGGUUGCAUGAAUUUGCCUGUCACUAUCACCAUAAUAACUUUACAUUUAUUAGUGGAAACCAGCAUUUUCAUUUUCAGGGAUCUAUUAUGUUCAUCAAUUAAUUUUUGAAUCAAGAAAAUGUAUUCAAUCAUCUAGCAUCAUCAUCAUCAUCAUCAUUGAAAUCCAAACAUAAUUUUCUAUAUAUUAAAUCCAUUUCAUUAGUAAUUUUACUCAAUAUUUUUGAAAGAAUCGUUCAAUACAAUAUCUCGUAUAACCAGAUGGAUCCACAGAAAAAAGUCUAUAAUGGACGUUUUAUACAACGUUUUAUUGCCGCUCGUGUUAUAUUUGUUAUUUUGGGAUUUUUCGGUUUCUUUCUAGUAUACGCAUUCAAAGUGGUUGUGAAUAUGUCAAUUGUGGCAAUGAUUAAAAAUAAACACAAUGAUGAUCUCUUAACGAAUUUUUCCACAAUAUCACCAGUAUCUGCUGACACAUGUCCUGGUGGACAAUCAACUUCUAAUCAACAAGAAGGAGAAUUCGAUUGGCCUGAAGAUGUUAAAAACUAUGUAUUAGCAUCAUUUUUCUAUGGAUAUGUACUUACACAGAUACCGGCCGGUAUUUUGGCAAAUAAAUUCGGUGGAAAAUGGAUUUUUGGUUCAAGCAUUUUGAUUGCUUCGAUAGCAUCAUUGAUGUGUCCGUUUGCUGCACGAAUAAAUUAUAUGUGGUUUAUAAUUUUACGAGUUAUUCAAGGUCUAGCCGAAGGUGUUGUAUUUCCCUGUAUGAAUACAAUGAUUGCUCAAUGGAUGCCCAAAAUGGAACGAACACGUGGAACAACCAUUACAUUCACAGGUGCUAUGAUUGGAACAGUAAUAACGAUGCCAAUGGCAGCUCAAUUCAAUGAAAGUUCAUGGGGUUGGGCCGCUUCAUAUUAUUUAUUGGGUAUUGUUGGAAUCAUUUGGUUUAUUUUAUAUUCGUUUCUGGUAUAUGAAUCACCGGAAUCACAUCCAUUCAUCUCACGACAAGAAUAUAACUAUAUUAUUGAAAAUGGUGGCGGUAAACAAAUGGAAAUGAAAGUGAUCAUACCAUAUCGUGAAAUAUUCACUUCAUCACGUGUUUAUGGUAUUAUUUUGACUGCUAUCGGUCAGAAUUGGGCUUUUCUCACUAUUCUUACCUAUUUACCAACCUACAUGAAAGAUGUAUUACAUACAGACAAUAAAAUGACAACAAUCAUAUCUGGUCUUCCAUCACUUGGUCAAGCUGUUUUUGGUUGGAUAUGUUCCUAUUAUACUGAUCGUAUGAGACAGCAUGGUACUUUAUCCAUUACGACAAUUAGAAAAAUUAAUGCUUUUAUUACCUAUAUACCACCAGCCAUUUUUAUGGCAAUCAUACCAGUAGUUGGUUGUGAUCAAAUUGCUAGCUCAACAUUAUUAAUAUUGGCCGUAACAUUAAGCGGUGCUUGUUUCAGUGGAUUUAAUUCUACACAUGUAGAUAUGGCACCAGAUUUUGCCGGAACAUUAAUGGGUUUAACAAACAGUAUUGGUAAUAUACCGGGAUUUAUUGUACCAAAAGUGAUUGAAGCAUUCACUAAAAAUCAGAGUACGAUAAAAACAUGGUCAUAUGUUUGGUAUUUAGCUGCGGCAAUAAAUGUUUUAACCACAUUAAUCUAUACAUUUAUGUGUACGGCUGAAGAACAAACAUGGGGAAGGAUUCAUCGGUUACCGGAAAAAGCUUAAUACAAACAAUCAACCAAAAAAAAAAAAAAAAUCAAAAAAUUUUGUUGUUUCAAAACAUUCUAUUGAUUGAUGGA
Messenger RNA from Dermatophagoides farinae (American house dust mite), 1786 nucleotides. RefSeq names its product sialin-like. Gene Ontology annotation, biological process: transmembrane transport; monoatomic anion transport. The record is from RefSeq and is a predicted model, not a curated record. Lineage: Eukaryota; Metazoa; Arthropoda; Arachnida; Sarcoptiformes; Pyroglyphidae. Gene Ontology annotation, cellular component: membrane. Gene Ontology annotation, molecular function: transmembrane transporter activity.